Cephus cinctus (wheat stem sawfly) is the source of this 2710-nucleotide messenger RNA. RefSeq names its product general transcription factor IIH subunit 1 (gene Tfb1). Gene Ontology annotation, cellular component: transcription factor TFIIH holo complex; transcription factor TFIIH core complex. The record is from RefSeq and is a predicted model, not a curated record. Gene Ontology annotation, biological process: transcription by RNA polymerase II; transcription by RNA polymerase I; nucleotide-excision repair. Bases 168 to 1868 code for a protein of 566 amino acids. Lineage: Eukaryota; Metazoa; Arthropoda; Insecta; Hymenoptera; Cephidae. The transcript has 9 exons.
CGAUGGUGUUGUCCGUACCGACGGUCCGUCCGUAGCCGUCUUCGCCUCGCGAUGCGUCCGCUGAUGUGUGGUUCUGCACAUGGCCGUGCCUCCCGACGGGCCUAUACUUCGUUCUGCACAUUUCCGCAUUUUUCCACGGCAGCAUUGUAUCAUAUAUCACAUCCACCAUGACUACAUCAUCCGAAGAUGUACUGAUACAAGUAGGACAGGUCCGCUACAAGAAGGGAGAUGGUACAUUGUAUGUUAUGAACGAACGGAUAGCCUGGAUGCUCGACAACAGAGAUACUGUGUCUGUCAGUCACAAAUAUGCUGACAUUAAGUUACAAAAAAUAUCACCCGAAGGAAAAUCUAAAAUCCAGCUACAAGUUGUUCUUCACGAUGGUUCCUCGUCUACUUUUCAUUUUGUAAAUAGAAAUGGGCAGGAGGCACAGAUAAAGGAUCGUGAUGAAGUAAAGGAGCUUCUGCAGCAACUUCUGCCCAAGUUUAAAAGAAAAGUAAAUAAGGAGCUUGAGGAGAAAAAUCGAUUGCUGCAAGAGAAUCCUAUGUUACUACAACUCUAUCGUGACUUAGUGAUAACACAAGUUAUAACGUCCGAGGAGUUCUGGGCUCAACAUGCUGCGGACUAUACUCAAGCGAAGAAAUGCCAGCGUCAAGAAAUAGGCGUUAAUAGUGCCUUUCUCGCUGAUAUCAAACCACAAACGGACGGGUGCAAUGGACUGAAAUAUAACUUGACCGUGGACAUAAUAGAUUGUAUAUUCAAGACUUAUCCAGCAGUCAAGAGAAAGCAUCAAGAAAACGUGCCUCAUAAAAUGUCGGAAGCCGACUUUUGGACAAAGUUCUUUCAGUCACAUUAUUUUCAUCGCGACCGCAUAAAUGCAGGGACCAAGGAUCUAUUUACCGAGUGUGCCAAAAUAGACGAUCAGGAGUUAAAAAAGGAUAUCCAGACAGGUAUCAAUAAUCCGCUACUGGAUAUUACUGCCUUCGAGGACAAGACAUUGGAUGAAAAUUAUGGUACGGGGGCUGGAAAAGCGGACAAGCUAUCCGGGAACAUAGUGCAUCAAAGCAUGAUAAAGAGAUUUAACCAACACAGCAUUAUGGUUCUAAAAGCCAGCACUGCCACAUCACCCACGCAAGCUCAGCCACAAUUAAAUGGCUCCACUCCAUCAGCCAGUAAACCUCCAGGAGCUAAUCAACCGGACGAUCAACCAAAGACUAAGAAACUUAGAUUACAAGAGAAACUAAUAUAUGAUGAUCUCGAUGCCAGUUGUGAUACAAACACCAACUGCGGGGCUCCUCUCAAUCUCACGCACAUAGAUAGGUACUUGCAUGGACCAGUGCAGGGACAUCGAAGUGCAGAAACUACAAAUGAGGAACUUCAGGCUACCUUGAGUCAAUUAAAAAGGGAAGCAGCCGGUUGGUUGAGUGGUAAUAGCUUACCUAGACAGACAGCAACUUCGUUAGUCAGUCCGGCCGCAGCAGUCUCAGCCGUGGGAGAAUUGACACCCGGUGGAGCAUUAAUGAAAGGCUUUCGAGAAGAGAGUCUUGGUCAGUUGAUACCAAAGGACUUGGAGAAAGAGUUACGAAGUGUUUACGUAUGUACGUGUGAAUUGCUCAGGCAUUUCUGGCGAAGUUUCCCACCGACAACACCACAACUCGAGGAGAAGGCCAUCCGAAUGCACGAGGCCUUGCACAGGUUUCAUUCCGCCAAACUUAAACCUUUCGAGGAUCGUGUCCAAAGAGAAUUCUCCGCUGUAAGUCAACACCUAACGAGCCAUCUAAAUCAAUUGCUGAACACAGCAUAUAGGAAGUUUGCCGUUUGGCAGCAACGGAAGAUGCAGAUGAGAUUCGCGGGGACAUAUAUAAUUUAAAAAAGAAGAAAGAAAAUUGUCACUGCAACAACAUAGGCUGUGAUAUCGCCAUUGUUCAGAAUCGUCUGUUGAAAUGUCAUUCUACACGAAUUUCAUGGAUAUUUCAUUACUUGACAUAUCCCCCAAGACAAACGAAGAAAAUUGAAACUCGUGUAAGUCGGAGCAACGUUUAACCAAUUACUGUUACUGUAAUCAUUUCUUUCCUAAUUGUAAGAAGUGUUUUAGUUUCUUAGUUUCGUUAUAAGUGAUAAUGUGCCGGUUUGUGUACCGAAUCGCGUUCCUCUGGAAGGAAAAUUGCAGGAUUUAAUAAGCAAGGAGGAGAGGGUUACUUCUGAAGGGCUAUUCAGGGGACUAUUGCACCAGUUGAAGUUAACCUGCCUAUUCGAUUUCUAUCAAGAUCAAUUGCUGCAACAUUCCCGAAUAACCUUGUAUAGAAUACAAAACGAAAGCCGAGAGAGGAAGCUCAUCAGAAUUCGAUCAAUUUAUAACAGUACUACUAUCACUACACGAAGAAAAAAUUCUAUUGCGAGAAUCUUCCCUUCGGUUAAAAUGAAGAUGCACGAAUAAUGAAAUGCAAGAAGAAACGAUGUCCUAUAAAAUUCCCCAAAAGCGCAGUGGCACUAAGCACGCUUUUCAAGGACAACUGCGAUAUACUCAACUAAGUGUCUUAAUCGUUGAAUCCUAUUUUCCACUCAUAUCACCGGAGGAGGACCGUCCGCGAUUACGCGCACGACCUGUAAACCCCGCCAAUUACUGUAACACUUAAUUCAUUUAUCAAAAACAAGAAACAUACAUUCUUACAGCUUAGCAAUAAAUACAGAAAUUCAUUCUUUCAAAUGAGA